AUGAAGGGUUGGAAAGAGUGUGAAUUUAAGAAUCUGCUUGGUAUGUACCAUAAAGGUAAAGAAUAUGAUAGACUACUUGAUUGCCUUGUGAUGAUAGCUGGGGUUGUUGAUGAGAUGGAUGGUGUUAAGAUACCCUUGACUAAGAUCAUGAUUGUGAGAAUUUGCAGUAUGCUUGGGAUUGAGGUAAGGAUUGCUGAUGCUUCUUUGUGGGAACCUAGUGAGUGCAAGUAUUAUAGGAGGUGGUUAAUCAGGAAUUUAGGGGAAAGAAAGGCGUUCGAGAGCAUGAAUUUGGAAGAGAAGACAGAAAGAUAUUCUGGAAGGGUAAAUUAGCCGUUUUUUCUUGAAAUACUGUUUCAGAGAAAGAAAAUGGUACUGUGAAGUGUCUGUGGUGUAUUAAACAUGUACUGAGAAGGGUAACUGAGUAAAAAGGUACUUAAACAUUUAAACAUAUCCUAAUAUAUAGAGAAAAAUGGAAAACCAAACCACGAGGAAUCCUGAGGAGAUGAUGAAAGAAUACACUAAGAUGAUGUUGGAAAUGAAAGCUCGAAUGGACGCUAUGGAGGCAAAAACAAGUGCUCUUGAGAAGGACAACAAGGAAUAA
Molecule: messenger RNA, 601 nt
Organism: Paramuricea clavata
Lineage: Eukaryota; Metazoa; Cnidaria; Anthozoa; Malacalcyonacea; Plexauridae
Source: the annotation of a GenBank genome assembly